UAAAUAGCAGUCAUCGGACUGGCGAUAACCCGCAUGGUAUUUGAUUAAAUAUAUUACGGGAGUGAUCAUCAUCCAGAUUAGUUAGUUGGUUGCAGAACGUUUAUUCGGAAAGUAUUUCUUUAUUGCAAGCGACCAGUGAAUAUGGUGAUUAUUAGAUUCUUCUGCCCGGUGGAAGAGGCAAAGCGACAGCAAUUAUUGCAAAACUUUAGAAAAGUUAAUCCAAAUGUUGUUAAUCUCCAGAUAGAGAAGUGUUAUUAUGUGCAGAACUCAAAGUACAAACAGUUUCCCGAUGAAGUGGAGAAAAAAUUACGAUGGAUUUUGAAAGGACCGCAAGAAAAGGACAAUCUUUCAAUCCAAGCACGCCUGAAGAAAACUUCCCCCAAUGAAGAGCUGAUUGAAAUUGGACCGCGAUUUAAUUUUUCGACGGCGGCUUCUACUAACAGUGUCAGCAUUUGUCACAAUAUUGGACUAACCUUCAUUGAACGGAUUGAGGUGUCAUUUCGAUAUUUGCUUACACUGGGAAAAGCGAUCGCCAGAGAUGGUGGUGAACUUGAUCGCCUGAUCGAUACGGUUUGCGAUCGGAUGACACAAUUUCAGUAUACGGAAGCAAAUGUUCCGCGUAAUAAUUUCUACGAGAAUUUCACGAAGGCCAAUGAGAACUGGUAUGUAGUUCCAGUUUUGGAAAAAGGAGCCGUUGCUCUGAAGGAGGUGGACAAGAAACUAGGGUUAGCGUUCGAUGACUGGGAUAUUCAGUACUACACCAAUUUGUUUAAAAACGUUCUCAAACGCAAUCCCACAAAUGUGGAACUGUUCGACUGUGCCCAGUGUAAUAGUGAGCAUUCACGUCAUUGGUUCUUCAAGGGAAAAAUGGUCAUUGAUGGCAAGGAGGAAAGGCAAUCACUGAUUGAAAUGAUAAUUGAUACCCAGAACCAUUCCAAUCCAAACAACACAGUUAAGUUCAGCGAUAACAGCAGUGCGAUCAAGGGCUACACUCACAAGGUACUACGAGCGAAUAGGUUUGAUGAAUCUGGUCCCCUUGAACUGAAAUCUGUAAAUUCUGAUCUGAUCUUUACGGCAGAAACUCAUAACAUGCCUACUGCGUUGUCGCCAUUCAGUGGAGCAACAACAGGCACGGGUGGGCGAAUUCGUGAUGUUCAAAGCAUUGGCAGAGGAGGGUUGCCAAUUGCCGGGACCGUUGGAUAUUGCGUGGGGAUGUUGAACAUUCCAGGUUACCCAUUGCCCUAUGAGCAACAGCUCGAAUACCCACCGUCGUUCGCCAAACCGUUGAAGAUACUGAUAGAAGCCAGUAACGGCGCUUCGGACUAUGGAAAUAAAUUUGGAGAACCGGUGAUUUCCGGAUUUACCAUCUCAUUCGGGGUUGUAACCGAAGAUAGUGAGCGACUGGAGUAUGUUAAACCGAUUUUGUUCAGUGGAGGUAUUGGAACGGCGGAAUCUAGCCAAAUGCAGAAAAUUAAUCCAAAGUUAGGAAUGUUAUUGGUGAAAUUGGGUGGGCCUGUGUAUCGAAUUGGUGUUGGUGGUGGGGCUGCCAGUUCCGUUGAAGUGCAAGGUGACAACAACAGUGAUCUGGAUUUCAACGCCGUCCAGCGAGGUGAUGCUGAAAUGGAAAACAAGCUUAACCGCGUUGUUCGAGCUUGCAUCGAGAUGGGCGAAAAGAAUCCAAUCCUAGCAAUCCACGAUCAAGGUGCCGGUGGGAACGGAAAUGUACUGAAAGAACUGGUAGAGCCGGGAUGUGCGGGAGCGGUAAUCUUUUCCAAAGAAUUUAUUCUAGGAGAUCCAACAAUCACCUUAAUGGAGCUGUGGGGAGCUGAGUAUCAGGAGAACAAUGCUGUUCUCGUUGCUCCGGAGCACCGGCAGCUUCUGUUGGACGUUUGCGAACGUGAACGGUGUCCAGUUAGUUUUGUCGGAUUCGUCACCGGAAAUGGAUAUGUGUCACUGGUGGACGACGCCAUCAAUGUCAGCAAGUAUUCCGAGCGUGAGAAUCGCCCAAAAUGGGGUAGUUUACCCUUCGAUAUGCAUUUGGAUCACGUGUUAGGAAAAAUGCCACAGAAGGAAUUUCGACUACAACGAAAACCGAUGAGACUGCCCGAGUUCGAUGUCGGAAGUAUUUCGAUUUUGGAGGGACUGAAUCGAGUACUGUCUACCGUGACUGUCGGUAGUAAACGGUUUUUGACUAACAAGGUGGAUCGCUGCGUCACAGGACUAGUCGCCCAGCAGCAGUGCGUUGGACCGCUGCACACACCGUUGGCCGAUUACAGUCUGUCGGCGGUAUCGCAGUUCGGCGUCGAAGGCAUAGCCAGUUCCAUCGGGACUCAACCGGUCAAGGGUUUGGUGAACAAUCCGGCCGGUGCCCGGAUGUCGGUGGCGGAAGCCAUCUCGAAUCUAGUUUUCGCCGGUAUCACCGAGCUGGCUGAUGUGAAAUGUUCCGGAAACUGGAUGUGGGCUGCGAAGGUCGAUGGGGAAGGUGCCAAGCUGGUGGAUGCUUGUAAGGCCAUGUGUGACAUUAUGAGUAAACUAAACAUUGCCAUUGACGGUGGCAAAGAUUCACUUUCGAUGGCUGCCCGCGUUCGGAACGAAACGGUCAAAAGUCCGGGAACGCUCGUCAUUUCAACCUACGCUCCAUGUCCGGAUGUGAGGGUGAAGGUUACACCGGAUUUGAAGGCUGCUGCGUUGGGUGUGGAAACGACGUUGGUGUUUGUUUGUAUUGAAAAUAAAUUCAGACUAGGCGGUUCCGUAUUGGCCCAAUGUUUUGGGCAGCUUGGCAAUGAAACUCCAGAUCUGGAUAAAACCGAUAUACUUGUGCAGGCUUUUAAAAUGACACAGACGUUGUUGAAAGCCGGAAAGUUGCUCUCAGGCCAUGAUGUUAGUGAUGGUGGUUUGCUGGCUUGCGCUUUGGAAAUGGCAUUCGCCGGAUUGGCAGGACUGAAAUUGGAUUUGACGGAAUUAUUCAGCAAGUGUGGCAAACAAUUUGGAACGGAUAUACAGCAAGCUUCUAUGUACAUUUUAUUUGCUGAAGAAUGUGGUUGGAUUAUCGAGGUUACCUCAGAAAAUGUAUCUUGUGUCACGGAUACAUAUCAAUCAGCCGGUGUCCCUUGUUUCAUCAUAGGUCAUGGUUACAAAACGGACAUUCAUGACAGCGGUUCCGCUUCGGUUGUAAUGCGAGGUCAACAACUACUGAAGACUAGUAUUUUAAGCCUAUUAAAGCAGUGGGAAAGAACAAGUUUUGAACUGGAGAAACUUCAAAUGAAUGAACAGUGUGCAGUACAAGAAUACGCUUCGCUAGAUUUCCGGCGUGGUCCGACCUAUUCCUGUACGAUUAAUCCCGAUUUGGUAUACACUUCUAAAUUGAUAGGAACAAAACCACGUGUAGCUGUCAUCCGUGAGGAAGGUACCAACGGGGAUCGUGAAAUGUCCGCAGCACUUUAUGAAGCCAACUUUGAAGUCCAUGACGUGACCAUGAGUGACCUUCUGAAUAGGAAGACAUCUCUGGAUAACUAUCGCGGUGUCAUCUUCCCUGGUGGAUUCAGCUACGGAGACACGCUCGGUUCUGCCAAGGGUUGGGCUGCCUGCAUUCUAUACAGUGAAGUGUUGGCUCCUCAAUUCCGAAACUUCAAAUCCAGAAAAGACAGCUUUUCUCUGGGUGUUUGUAACGGAUGCCAACUGAUGGGUUUAAUCGGUUGGAUAUCGGCAGAUGAACAGAUGAACUCGAUCGAUGUUCCGGAUGUCGCUUUACUACACAACAAAUCCGAACGCUUCGAAUGCCGUUGGAGCACUUUGAAAAUCGCUCCAAGCAAUUCGAUUAUGCUAAGAAAAAUGGCCGGAAGUAUUCUCGGAUGCUGGGUCGCCCACGGCGAAGGACAAUUUUCGUUUAAAUCACAAGCAAUCUUGGAUCAGCUGAAGCGCAAAAGUUGUCUUGCCGUGCACUAUGUCGAUGAUGACGGUGAACCGACCGAAGUUUAUCCGAUGAACCCGAACGGCAGCGUCGAAGGCAUUGCCGGAAUUUGCUCGCCAGAUGGGCGGCACCUGGCCAUGAUGCCGCACCCGGAACGUUGUGCCCAGAUGUGGCAAUGGCCGUACACAUCCAGCGGGUUCAGUUAUCGAACGUCACCGUGGCAUUCCAUGUUUGCCGAAGCUUAUAUCUGGUGUAAGCAAGAUUAACUGUUAAUGUUCCUUGACUUUAAAAUUAUUAUACUAAUAAAUCUGAUUUUUCGAUUUACUGGAAA
Messenger RNA from Malaya genurostris, 4241 nucleotides. It is a transcript of the gene Pfas, whose product is annotated as phosphoribosylformylglycinamidine synthase. The coding region runs from base 142 to 4176 and encodes 1344 amino acids. The transcript is spliced from 2 exons. Gene Ontology annotation, molecular function: phosphoribosylformylglycinamidine synthase activity. Gene Ontology annotation, biological process: 'de novo' IMP biosynthetic process. NCBI's taxonomy places the organism in Eukaryota, Metazoa, Arthropoda, Insecta, Diptera, Culicidae. The record is from RefSeq and is a predicted model, not a curated record.